AUGCUCAGUAGUCCAGACAUAGAACCUCUACUGCUGGCCUUACACCAAUGGGGCUUCUUCUCUUACUAUGGGUACUGGGGCAUUCCUAACUUAACAAUCUGGACAUGGAGCACAGGAAGUGCGUUGGUAGAUCUAGGGCUAAACGUGAAACAUGCUAUGGGCGCUAUUACGUUGGCAAACCUACUCAUAUCUAUGUACAUUUGCUUGAAUUCAGUGGCUGGAACUCGCUAUCGAAUAGGAUUUUCUGUCUCACAGCGAAUGGUUUUUGGAAUCUACGGGUCGAUAUUCUCCAUAAUAGUCCGGUUCAUGUUAUCUUUGAUUCUCUACGGUGCACAAUCAUGGCUAGGAGGUAUUCUGUUGGUGGUUGCGUUGUCUGGAUUCAGCAGGCUGUUUCUAAAUAUGAAAAACACCUUCAGCUUGGGUCUCAAUAUGACCACAAGGGAUUUUUGUGGAUUUUUGGUGUUUAAUAUCGUGCAGAUGGCCUUUUUGCUUUCCAAACCACACAAAAUUGAUAGAUUACUUGUCUAUUCAUGUGGGGCAACAUUCGUGGCUUUUAUCACGAUUUUGGGAUUGUGUAUUUCGAACAACCAUGGUCUUGGGCCAUUAUAUCACCAACGUGUCAACAUGCCAUCUGAAAGAACAUUUUGGGCGUGGCUAUAUGCGAUUGCCACUUGGUACGGUGCUCUUUCGCCUGAUAUAAUGAACCUGAACGAUUUUUCCCGUUAUGCCCGGUCUCCAGAACGUAUGAAUUGGGGCACAGUGGCCGCAAUAAUGACGACCGGAAGUUUUGUCCCCGUGGCUGGAUUACUCUGUGCUUCUGCUACUGAGGGAACGUACGGUACUCCGCUAUGGUUGCCUACAGACAUUAUUCUACGAUGGCUUCAGGAGACCUACAGCACCAAAAACAGAGCCAUCGCUGUCAUUUUUGGACUCAUCUUUUGCUCAUCACAAUUAUCGUUCAAUAUAGUCGCUAAUGGAUUUGCAGGAGGCAUGAGUAUAGCUGGGAUAAUUCCAAAGUAUGCCACAAUAAGGAAAGGGGCAUUUAUUACCGCAUUAGUUUCAUGGGCAGCUCAGCCGUGGAACUUUUACAAUAGCUCGUCCGUUUUCGUAAAGCUGAUGAGUUCUAUCGGUGUGAUCACAACGCCAGUCAUCGCAUUGUCGAUAGCAGAUUUCAUGGUCAUUCGGAGGUCAGUUAUACGAGUUCAGCACUUGUACUCUUCGUCUCCAGAAGACUCGUUUUAUUUCUGGAAGGGUUUCAACUUGCGGUCAAUUGCAGUAUGGCUUGGGGGUGUGGCUAUCGGAUUACCUGGAAUGAUCUUCAACUUUUCAUCGCACGUAAAACCUGACGUCGCAUUGAAAUUAUUCUUCGGACAUGCACUUUUCUCUUUCGUUGGAACUUUUAUAGCUUAUCUUGCUGUCUGCUACGUGUUCCCUCCGGUCGAGCAAUGGGAAAACACCUUCCUGAGAUUUGUUCGGGAUGUGUUUAGCCAGGUUUCGAAACAGAAAGCAGUUGCGACGAACACAGACGAAUGGUCAAAUGAGGCACGAGAGAUUCGAUAUGAAGCGGAGAGUGAAUCAUCACUGAGGAAACGAACUUAA
Sungouiella intermedia is the source of this 1599-nucleotide messenger RNA. The record is from the annotation of a GenBank genome assembly. NCBI's taxonomy places the organism in Eukaryota, Fungi, Ascomycota, Pichiomycetes, Serinales, Metschnikowiaceae.